Cryptosporidium muris RN66 is the source of this 576-nucleotide messenger RNA. RefSeq lists its product as uncharacterized. The transcript has a single exon. NCBI's taxonomy places the organism in Eukaryota, Apicomplexa, Conoidasida, Eucoccidiorida, Cryptosporidiidae. The record is from RefSeq and is a predicted model, not a curated record. The coding region runs from base 1 to 576 and encodes 191 amino acids.
AUGUUUUCAUGUUUUCGAUCAUGUAGUGAAUCUCCAUUUUUCUUAUUAUUUGGAUUUAAUAAAAAUAAUAAUAAUUCAAAUAAUAAUUACGGUGCAGAUAGAUCUCAAAAGGCUCUUAGUUCAAAAUUAUCUAAUUCAAGUCCAAAAAAAAAUUAUAGGGUAAUAAAACCAUUUGAUAAAAGAACUAGUGAUGAAACUUUAAUUGCUUGUAGAUCAUGGGUGAAUUAUAUCCAUCCUAGAGCUAAAGAUUUUUGGAAAACAUCUGAGCAAAUUUUUCAUAUAUUAUCAUCAAUUUGUCAAAAUAUUGAUAGAGCUGAUGAUCCAAUUUUAGGUGGUGAGGAAAAUUGUGUACAAUGGCAUGGUGAAUUAGCAGCAGAAGAUGGUUCACCAGUAAUAAGAAUUUUAAGACCAGGUGAAGUUGAUGAAUGUCAAACUUAUGUUAAUAGAAUUCUUGCAUUUUUAUAUGCUGAUGAUGAAAGUUUUUUAGAACUUCAAAAGAAACCUCCUGUAGCAUUUACAAUGGCAUGUGAUGAUCCUUUAUGUAUUAAUAUAACUCAUAUAUAUAUGGAUGACUAA